Messenger RNA from Bactrocera latifrons, 2322 nucleotides. It is a transcript of the gene Mat1, whose product is annotated as CDK-activating kinase assembly factor MAT1. Gene Ontology annotation, molecular function: cyclin-dependent protein serine/threonine kinase activator activity. The coding region runs from base 147 to 1097 and encodes 316 amino acids. The transcript has a single exon. Gene Ontology annotation, cellular component: transcription factor TFIIH holo complex. Gene Ontology annotation, biological process: regulation of transcription by RNA polymerase II; positive regulation of cyclin-dependent protein serine/threonine kinase activity; nucleotide-excision repair. NCBI's taxonomy places the organism in Eukaryota, Metazoa, Arthropoda, Insecta, Diptera, Tephritidae. The record is from RefSeq and is a predicted model, not a curated record.
AUCACUUCCACAUAAUUUAUCUACAAUUUUGUUUUUGAUAAGUCAAAUUGAAAACACACCGGUCGAAUUAGCACAACAAAAGACAUUUUUCCAUUUAAAAAUAAGUUUUUGCAUCGCCGAGUUCAAAGCAAAAUCUAAUUAUCAACAUGGAAGACCAGGCAUGUCCGCGCUGCAAAACAACAAAGUACCGCAAUCCCUCACUGAAAUUGAUGGUCAACGUUUGUGGCCAUACACUUUGUGAAUCAUGUGUAGAUUUGCUGUUCCUCAAGGGUUCAGGUUCCUGUCCAGAAUGUAUGGUGCCAUUGCGGCGCAACAACUUCCGUGUGCAACUCUUCGAAGAUCCUAUGGUGGAGAAGGAGGUAGAUAUACGAAAACGUGUACUGCGCGAUUACAACAAAAAGGAGGAAGAUUUCGCUACGCUGCAAGAAUACAAUGAUUACUUGGAAGAAAUCGAAACUAUUAUCUACAAUCUCUGCAACAACAUCGAUAUAAUUGGCACCAAUAAACGCAUCGAAGCAUAUAGGCGUGAGAAUCGUGAAGUUAUACAAAGGAAUAAAACACGUAUGGGCCGAGAAGAGUACGAGCUGGAGGAAAUGCUUGAAUUGGAGCGUGCACAAGAAGAAGCACGGAAGCAGGAAUUGGCUGAACUCGAAAAUGAACAAAAAAAGAAAAAAGCGCGAGAGAAGGAAGCGCUCAUCGACGAACUAAUGUGCAGUGGCAAAGAUGCCGCUGAGAUUGUAAAUGAAUUCGCCGAGAAGGUAGAAAAGCUACGCGAGGAAGAGAAGAAACUGCCACCACCCAAACCAGCUACACAAUUCUCGACAGGAAUAAAAUUUGGACGCACAGCGGACCAAAUGUUCCUACCGUUACCAAAGGCGGAAGAGGGACCACUAUAUGUCCAUAAAGUGCCUACGCUUUAUACGGAAGGCCCAGCUGCUCCAACUACCGCCGAUAUCGAAAGUAAAGGUUUCAUUGCGCACAUACGACCCGAGAAUAGCGCUGAACGUGCCGGUGGUUACAAAGCGAACUUAGCUUGUCAACGUGCUUUGCAAGAGGCAUUGAUGGGUCUCUACUUUGGUGCACCGACGGUUAAUUGACACGAGAAUGAAAAUAGCAUUAUAAACGAAGAGCAGUUGGAGAUCAGCGCUUAGUUGUAUUUUGUAUAACAAAGAAAUGAAUUUCAGACUUUAAUUUAACAAACUUUAACAUACCCAAUUACCAUAGACAUAUAGUUGUAUACAAUUAGUAAUUUAUAAAAGGUUUACAGAACUUGCUAAAUUGAAAUGAUUCCUUGAAUACUAGCCAUGAAAUAAUACGCAAACUUGUAAUCUAUUUAAAGCAUUUUAUUAUUAUUGUUAAAAUUUUCAUGCCCUGAAUGUCUUAUAAAUAAUACUGUUAUGAUUAUAUUCAUGUAAGGGAAAUUAGUGGAUACUUUUCAGAGGAAUUGCUCGUUUUGGUUCUGUAGAAAUAUUUCUGAAAUGUCCUAAGUAUUUGUUUCCUUACCCAGUUUAAAGCUCAGGACGGCAUGGAGAUGUUCCGAUAUAAUUCACAUUAUUUAAGGACCGACUGAAUGUGAUAACGUAUUCUUCGCUAAAGCUUUGUCUAGUACUAUCGAAUAAAUACGAAUGUGUAUUACUUACAUACACCGGUGCAGUUAAGAUUCCGACUGACUACAACCCUAAAAUUUUAGGUGCGACCUUCGACAAUCGGUGCUCCUUCACGAAAUCCUCAAGUCACUAGCCGGCAGCACAUGGCAAAAUGAUAAAAAAAAAAUCGUUGUUGGCAACAUGCAAGGCAAUCCACCGGUCGCUCCCUGAUUUUGUCGCACCUGUAUGGUCGCCUGAAUGCAGUGAAACGCAGACGAGGAAAUUCUAAACUUAUCUGAACACUGGACUCUGGACUACGACAGAAUGCCUAUUGAUGCCUCACAUUGAACAUAGUGAGGCCCGUGUUCUCCCAGUUAAGGAACUCGUCCUCAAGCGGUGCUUGCUGGGGUGCUUUCGCAAAAGUAAUCCCUGCACUUACCUGAUUGGAGCGCAAACGCCACCUAGGAGCAUCAACUAUGUGGACUAACUAACUUCCGGCAAGCACUGACCGCCAUUCAUUAACACCUUCACUGACUCUCUGUUGUUGUUUUGGCGGUUACCACCGCUCCCUCUCAGUGAAUGACGUACUUUUAGUGAAACCACCACACAUUGCAGACGAAGAUCUGGAGUUGUCGCGAGAAACUAGAGUGACUCUUGUAAAGCUUCGUUCUGGAUGCUGCAAUAGGUUAAGCUCCUAAUUAUCCAUAAUAGACCCUGACAUAAAAGUAUAUGUCCA